CCUUUUCCCCCUACUCUCUCUUUCAAAUUGCACCUAACUCUCUCGCUGGGCAGUGAGCACAAUUGCUAUCUUCUUCUAACCUUUAUUUCUCUCUCCAUCUCUCACACAGGCAGUAUUCCAUACCCCUAGCUCAUCAGUAAUGGCUAAGUUAGUGCUUGUACUGCUUAUUUUGGCCAUGACUGGCCAUUCAAGUGCCACAUGGUGCAUUUGCAAGGAUGGGUUGAGUGAUUCAGUUUUACAGAAGACCUUGGACUAUGCUUGUGGAGCUGGGGCUGAUUGUAACCCUACUCAUCAAAACGGGCCUUGUUAUACACCCAACACGGUUAGGGCUCACUGUAACUAUGCUGUUAACAGCUAUUUCCAGAAGAAGGGUCAAGCUGCAGGCUCUUGUGAUUUUUCUGGCACUGCUACUGUCAUUACAACUGACCCAAGCAGUUCUGGAUGUUCUUACCCCUCUAGUGUCAGUGCUGCAGGUAGUACCACGGUAACCCCAACUCCCAUCACCACCACACCUUCAACCUCUACAACACCAUCAACCACAACACCGACAACCAUGACACCCACAACUGCAGCGCCAUACACUGGAACUGGAACAUCAACUGGAGUGCUAGGAGGAGUAGGCACUGGCUUGGGUCCCUCUGGCAUCAACACAGACUACAGCGAUGGUGGGUUCAGACUCCAGCAGUCUAUUAGUCUGUUCUCUUUCUUUACAUCCCUCUUGAUGCUUUUGUGGGUUUGAGAAAAAACAGUGGCAGUGCCUGUGGCUAGGUAAUGACGUAGGGGUGGUUGCUGGUGGUAAUGCUGGAUUUAGAUGUUCAUUAAUGGGGUAUCCCAUGUGAUUCUGCUGUUAUCUAAAGAUGUCCUACUUAAGUUUUUGUAAUCUUCUCCCAUUUGGGCAAAGAGAUGGCCAUUGUAUUCUCUUUUGGGUGGUAUUGUGGUAUCUUUUUGUCUCCACUAUCUUUUUGUUUUUCACCUGUUUCAUGUACAUCUAGAUCUAGAAGGCUGUAAACUAUUAAUUUUAUGAGUAUUUGGCACCAGAACAUCCUCCUU
Rubroshorea leprosula is the source of this 1050-nucleotide messenger RNA. The record is from the annotation of a GenBank genome assembly. Lineage: Eukaryota; Viridiplantae; Streptophyta; Magnoliopsida; Malvales; Dipterocarpaceae.